This is a messenger RNA of Danio rerio (zebrafish), 2007 nucleotides long. NCBI's taxonomy places the organism in Eukaryota, Metazoa, Chordata, Actinopteri, Cypriniformes, Danionidae. The record is from RefSeq and is a predicted model, not a curated record.
GUCUGUGUCCUCUCCAUCUGGCUGUGCUCUCCAACAGUCUGGUGUGUGUGCGUGCUCUGCUGGAUGCGGGUGUGGAUGUGGAGCUCCAGGAGCUCUCCAGCGGCCGCACUGCCCUCCAUCUGGCCACUGAGCUGGGCAACCUGUCGCUGGCCGGCUGCCUGCUGCUGGAGGGUAAUGCAUAUGUGGACAGUGUGACCUAUAACGGCUCUACUGCUCUACACAUCGCUGCCGGACGGGGCUCUACUAAACUGAGCGCGCUCCUGAUGGCCGCAGGAGCAGAUCCUCAUAAGGAGAACUGCGAGCCGCUGUUCUUCAGAGAUGAAGAGGAGGAGGAUGAAGAUGAUGAAGGGUUUAUUCCUGGAUCCAGUCCUUUGAGCUUGGCUGUCUCUCCAGAGGUGUAUAAUAUUCUGAAUGGAGAAGAGUAUCAGCCCUCCACCAUUGUUGUUCCACCACAAGGAGACAUGCAGAGCUUGAGCUCGUCGGUGAAGCAGGACCUGUGCUCUGCUCUGGACGGUCCCGCGGGCGGCUGGGAGACUCUGGCUGAUGUUCUGGGUCUCGGGAUCCUCAACAGCGCCUUCAGACUGAGCUCCUGUCCUGCUGGCAAACUGCUGGACAGCUAUGAGGUGUCUGGAGGGACGGUGCUGGAGCUGCUGGAGGGUCUGAAGCGGGUGGGAAACUGCAGCGCUGUAACUUUACUCCAGAAUAGUGUGUGUGAAGAGCCCAAGUCUGUCCACAACACACCACCCAUCACAGGUGCGGGUGUGUGUAAAGCUCUGCAGGCUCUGGGUCCUGAGGAAAGCGGUGUUUGUGACAGCGGUGUGGAAACGUCCUUCUAGAGCCUCCAAACACACAAACUGAGGCCUGAUCAGCUCCACUACAGCAGCAGCAGCCGCCAAUCAACCACUCAGGACACGCCCCCACACGCUGUGAUUGGCCACGACACUCCUCAGCCACACCCACAAUGCAAAUGAGGGAACUGAGAGGCGAGAGAGUGGACUUUUUUUUAGCUUUUAAUAAGAAUAAUAUGAAAAAAGCUCUUAUUUUCUGUUCAGUUUUAUUGACAUGUUCUUGGUGAUUUUUGUUUAUUCGUGAUGUUCGGAGCCCAGAUGUUACGUCUGUACUACUCAAUAUUUCACGUUUCACACUCCACAGUUUUUACAUUUUCAGGUCUUUUUGCUUAAACGUCUUUAGUGGUCCUUAUUGUCUGAAGCGUCGAGCCUUUAAUACAGGUGAAGUCAGAAUCAUGUACGUUUUCUUUUUUAAAUGUUUCCCAAAUUAUGUUGAACAGAUUCAGGCAGUGUUCACAGUAUUUCCUCUAAUAUUUGUUCUGCUGGAGAAAGUCUUGUUUUAUUUCGGCUAGAAUAAAAGCAGUUCCUAAUGUUUUAAACCCAUUUUAAGCUCAAUAUUAUUACUGUGCGUUUACGCGGACAGUGGUGAGAGCGUCAAAGUCACCGGAAGUCAUUCAUUUUCAAUGGGAGCGUGCGUCUUCGCCGGUGUGGGCAUCGAGGAGAGUUGAAAUUAAGUCAACUUAUUGGUAAUGAGCUUUGAUGUGGUCAACGGCCACCAUUUGGGAGGAUUCCAGAGAACACAGUCCUGUGAACUUUGGUUAUCAACCAGCAGGCCAAGAGCGCUCCCUCACUGAAGCUAAGCAGGGCUGAGCCUGGACAGUGUCUGGAUGGGAGACCACAUGAGAAAACUAGGCUGCUGUUGGCAGUGAGGCCAGCAGGGGGCGCUUAACAUGCGGUCUGUGUGAUUUCUAAUGCCCCAGUAUAGUGAAGGGUCUUUCUGUUAAACUGAGGUCCUGAUUCUCUGUGCUUAUUAAUAACCCCAUGGCACUUCUGGUAAAACGUAGGGGAGUAACCACUGUGUCCUGGCCAAACCCCCUCCAUCAUGGCCUCCCAAUCAUCCCCAUCCACCAAAUUGGCUCCAUCACUGUCUCUCCACUCCACUUAUAGCUGGUGUGUGGUGAAGCACUGGCGCUGUUGUCCUGUGGCUGCUGUCGCAUCG